UAUAUAUAAAGGCAGCAGCUAAUGCAACUAUCACCAUUUUACUAUCACUACAUAAUAAGUAGUACUACUACUAAAGAGGCAAUGGCAGGAGUUGCUCCCUUGACCAAACAAGAACUAGCAUCAAAAUUAGUUCAGGAGAUAGCUAAAAAAGGAGAUGAAAUACCAGAGGUUUUUUUUCGCAAAGAUGGUUUCCCUGAAGCCAUUGAUGCCCCUGAUUUAUGGAGAGGUGAUUUGCUCAUUGAUUUUUCCCUUCUCUCUUCGUACUCUGAACCUGAACUUGCAAAGCUCCGAUCAGCUCUCUCCAAAUGGGGUUGCUUUCAGGUCAUAAAUCAUGGGAUAGAAGUCUCAUUCCUCGAAGAGUUGAUUGAAAUUUCCAAGCAAUUCUUUGCACUUCCCUUAGAGGAAAAGCUUGGGUACUCUGCAGCAGAUGACAUAUAUCAAGGAUAUGGCACAGAUGCAGCUUAUUCAGGUUCUCAAACACGAAAUUGGAAUGAUAGGCUAUUUCUUUUUCUCCAUCCUAAGGAAAAACUCAGGCUUGAAUGCUGGCCACAGAAGCCAGACAAAUUCAGGGAAAUGAUAGAGGAGUAUUCGAAAAAGAUAUCAUCGGUCAAUAAGGCUCUCUGCAAAGCAAUGUCAAGGUCACUUGGCUUAGAAGAAAACUGCUUAGAGUUCGGGAAACACGGACCAGCAAUAGCAAGGUUCAAUAUUUAUCCUCGUUGCCCAUGUCCCGAACGUAUUCUUGGAACAAAAGCACAUACGGACAACGUAAUGGUCACGUAUCUCUUGCCAGAGGUAGAAGGUCUCCAAAUUUUGAAUGAUGGUCAAUGGUACAAGGUCUCGUUCAUCCCAGGCGCACUUUUUAUCAACUUCGGUGAGUUAGGAGAGGCUUUUACUAAUGGAGUAUUUAAGAGUGCAGUGCACAGAGUGAGUGCGAAUUCAACAAAAGAUCGGAUAUCUGCGGUCAUGUUUUUCAACCCAGAUGACGAUGAAGUUGAACCUCUAAAAGAAUUGAUUAGUGCUGAUCAGCCACAACUUUACAGGAAGUUUAGCAUGAAAGAAUAUAGUCCCAAAAUCUACGAUAGUUUUCGUCUAGGCAUAAGAGCACUUGAUGCAUUCCAAGUUUAGUAUCUGCUCUUCAUUUCAUGCGUGCUUUACUUUUUAAAAGAGUGGCCCAUCCAACAGAACUUUUCUUCUGAGUUUGAUAAGAAUUGUUCAUUAGUACUAUAUAUACAUUACUUGGACUCGGCCACUCAAUGUGAAUGUGUUCCAAUAAUUGACAGUUGCUAUGUAUGAAAACUUUCCAUGUUCUUGGUACAAAUAAAAAUGUCAUAUGUUUAUACCUAUGUGGCUAUUUGUGAGGAUACAACAUGGCGCUUGAAGUGAAAUGAAGUAUAAGUAACAUAGUUUGUAAUUGUAUGUGUCCACUCCAAACACUAGCCAAGGCAAGCAUACUCAGCUCUCUCCAUCCUUAAACAGAUGUUUUGUUUAAAUUUUGAAAACAUUUUACAUAU
This is a messenger RNA of Chenopodium quinoa (quinoa), 1511 nucleotides long. Its product is annotated as probable 2-oxoglutarate-dependent dioxygenase ANS. The transcript has 4 exons. The record is from RefSeq and is a predicted model, not a curated record. Lineage: Eukaryota; Viridiplantae; Streptophyta; Magnoliopsida; Caryophyllales; Amaranthaceae. Bases 22 to 1125 code for a protein of 367 amino acids.